Molecule: messenger RNA, 2981 nt
Organism: Xyrauchen texanus (razorback sucker)
Lineage: Eukaryota; Metazoa; Chordata; Actinopteri; Cypriniformes; Catostomidae
Product: heat shock 70 kDa protein 12B-like
Exons: 13
Coding region: 346-2421 (691 amino acids)
Source: RefSeq, a predicted model, not a curated record
AGCGCAUGUACGUGUGUGUGGCUGCCUCUCUCAACCAGUCCUCCCUGACAUUCCACAGCAGAUGAGGGACUGAAUGUUUGCAUACAGACACAGAGAAAAGUUUAGGAAUAUCUUUUGGAUCUGAGCACUUUCUACAACAUUUUUCAGCAUAUUUUGUCCUCUUCGUCUUGGGAUCAAACAUUCAACACUUUUUGUUACAGCAUCAUCAAAAAGACUCUAGCUAUACUGAAACAUCCAAACUGUUUUCCUUUUGGGAUUUUGGAGUUUAUCAGUUACUAAUCAAGCCUAGACAGGGGGCACUAGAAUAUUAAACAAAAGGGCUGCAAAAGCCCUGUCACCUCCACCAUGGAUGCUCUCCUACAUUGCAGUGCAAACAGUCUCCAAAUCCCAGGUGAGGAUAGAUCAGCCUCCACAUCUCAAUCUGGUUCUCCCUCUCCUUCCAGAAAUGAGUGCAGUAUCACACCUCUCACUCCCUCCCCCUCUCUGAGGACUGAGGUGAGACCUUGUGUGGCUCAUCCAUUCUCUGUGGUGGUUGCUAUAGAUUUUGGGACUACCUCCAGUGGCUACGCCUUCAGUUUCACAGAAGAUCCUGAAACCAUUCACAUGAUGAGACGAUGGGAGGGUGGGGAUCCUGGCGUAGCCAAUCAAAAGAGUCCAACCUGUCUGCUGCUGACUCCUGACCUGCGGUUCCACAGUUUUGGCUUUGCAGCUCGAGACAGCUACCAUGACCUUGAUCCCGAGGAAGCCAGGCAUUGGCUUUAUUUUGACAAAUUCAAAAUGAAAAUCCACAGCACCAGUGAUCUCACAAUGGAGACGGAGCUGGAGUCUGUGAAUAGGAGAAGGGUUCGGGCCAUUGAGGUUUUUGCUCAUGCCUUGAGGUUCUUCAGGGAACAUGCUUUAAAGGAGGUGAAGGACCAGUCCUCCUCAGUGCUGGAGGGUAAUGAAGUCCGAUGGGUCAUCACUGUUCCUGCAGUGUGGAGGCAGCCAGCCAAGCAGUUCAUGCGAGAAGCUGCAUAUUUGGCAGGUCUAGUCACUUCAGAGUGUCCUGAACAGCUCCUCAUAGCUCUUGAACCAGAGGCGGCCUCCAUCUACUGCAGGAAGCUUCGUUUACACCAGGUCAUUGAUCUCAGCCAAAAACCAAUGACCAAUGGCCUAGAUGUGGAUGGGUCCCGCCCCUUCGAUUCCAGUUUCAGGCAAGCCCGUGAGCAGCUCCGCAGAGCCAGGCAUAGCAGGACCUUUCUGGUGGAGGGUGGUACUGGAGAACUGUGGUCAGAGAUGCAGACAGGUGAUCGGUACAUUGUGGCAGACUGUGGUGGUGGGACAGUGGAUCUGACUGUGCAUCAGAUUGAGCAGCCGCAGGGCACUCUAAAGGAGCUUUACAAAGCCUCAGGGGGUCCAUAUGGAGCAGUUGGCGUGGAUCUUGCCUUUGAGGCUAUGCUAUGCCAGAUCUUUGGAGCAGACUUCAUUGAGACUUUUAAAGCAAAACGUCCAGCAGCUUGGGUGGACCUAACCAUUGCAUUUGAAGCCCGCAAACGCACGGCGGCUCCUGGCCGUGCCAACUCCUUAAACAUCUCACUGCCCUUCUCCUUCAUUGACUUCUACAAGCAACACAGAGGGCAGAGUGUGGAGACUGCCUUGCGCAAGAGCAACAUGAACUUCAUAAAAUGGUCAUCUCAAGGAAUGCUGAAACUCUCAGCAGAGGCAAUGAAUGAGCUCUUUCAGCCCACCAUCAACAAUAUUAUCACACAUAUUGAGAAACUGAUGCAGAAGGAAGAUGUAAAAGGUGUUCGUUUCCUCUUCCUUGUCGGUGGAUUCGCAGAGUCGCCCAUGCUCCAGCGAGCUGCCCAGAAUGCUUUAGGGCGGAACUGCCGCAUCAUAAUUCCACACGAUGUAGGUCUUACCAUCCUGAAGGGUGCAGUCUUGUUCGGUCUUGACCCCACUGUAGUCCGUGUACGCCGUUGUCCGUUAACCUAUGGUGUUGGGGUUUUGAACCGCUUUGUGGAAGGUCGGCACCCUCGUGAUAAGCUGCUCAUUAAAGAUGGGCGAGAGUGGUGCACUGACAUCCUUGACCGCUUUGUAAGUGUUGAUCAGUCGGUGGCUUUGGGUGAGGUGGUGAGGAGGAGCUACACUCCAGCAAGAGUGGGACAAAGGAAGAUUAUCAUCAACAUCUACUGCAGCGACACAGAUGACAUUACCUACAUUACCGACUCUGGUGUGAGGAAGUGUGGUGCCAUUACCUUAGACCUGCUAGAGUCAGGGGCAGUAGCAGAUAGUGCUGGUAAUAAUGGGAAAGGCUCAGUAUUUGAACGCAGGGAGAUUCGCACUGCCAUGCAGUUUGGAGACACUGAGAUCAAAGUAACAGCUGUUGAUGUGGCGACUGGACAACUUGUACAGGCGUCAAUUGACUUCCUGUCCAAUUGAACCUGCAGUUUUUGAACUGAAAUGUGUAUGGAUAUUUAAUGCCAACAGAUCUUGUCAAUGGAUAUCUUAAUAGUAUCUUUAAGUUGAGCAUCUGAAUUAAUAACCCAAGGAUUGCAAUUGUUAAAACUGGAGGACUGAUACAUAAGAUGGAAAAUAACUGGGAUUCCUUAUUCCCAUCAUUAUUGUGCUAGGCACCAGCUUGCUCCAUGAGGGUGUCUCUGUAUUUAGUGUACUGUAGGUUGCAUUGGAUAAGAAUCUAAAUUACUAGCUAUGAAAAUCCCAAUUGUGACAUCCAUACAUGUGUAUAGUUUAUAUAUGAUGUAAACCCUGAAGAAAUAUUCAAAGUUAUUUUCAGACAAACAUCUCUACUGUAUCUAUGGCAUGCUGUCAACUACCAUAGACAUUCAAUUCAUUUGGAUUCAUCCCUCAGUGUGAAAGAAUGGGAAAUGUGUUUACAUGCACUUGUAAUGGAUGUUUAGCAGUCAGGCAAACACCACAAAUUAUAUAUAAAUCAAAAUAUGCUAUAAUUUUAAAUAUGCUACUAAAUUUAAAAAGCAUUA